AUGUCAGGGCUGCUUGGUACAGCAUCAAAAUCCGUCCCGUACACGAGCACCGAACCCAUCGAAGGCGACGAGCCAUCGAAGGCGAACAGCGACCCUGGUUAUCUCGGAGAAGAUGAAGGGCAGAAGCAGAUACCUCGACAGCCGGCAAAGACAUCACACUCGAUGCAGAGCUUCAGCAGCGAUGCAGAUGUGCGCAACUGGAUGAGGGACGAGGACUCGAAAGCAAAGUCUGCGUCCAGUCUGACUCCUUCGUCUAGUCUGAAUGCAUGCCUGAGGCCAUCCCAGUCGAAAAUACAUCCAUCGUCAAGUAUGUUGCAGACCAAGACAGAUUUGCACUUGAAGGCAUCAGCCAACGCAUACACAACCAAAUGCCAGUGGCUUAUGGCUAAGCUCAGCAACAUCAGCGAAGAGAGAACCAGGCCCAAGAUCGGAGGGUCCUCGUCUCUACGUUCGAACUCCGACCCGAUCGUUCGGGAAGCCCCCGAGUUGUCGAACAAGACCGACCUUGACAAGCCACUGAAGACAUGCCUAAAACAGAGAGCUCAAAGUGCAGACACAACACCCCCAAGCGAGCCUGUAACGGGUACGAUAAGCUCGAACAAAGCCCAGAGGCUGCGGCGUGUGAAGACUGUAGACUUCGAAGACUCAGUUUUGGAGCAUGUCCCAUCUCGCGCGGGGAGUUCCAGCAAGACCAGAAAGCACGGAAAAACUAGGCCGGAUAAAGUUUCAGAAAGAUCACCACUAUGUCCUGGUAGGAUCAGUUUGACCAGACCUCUGCCGGCGUGUCCGGCUGUCACUCGGACGGAUGUCCAUGUCAUCUCAAUUUCUCCCAUAUUAUCGAAGUCUGCAUCCCUAGGUCCGGGGCAAUCAAAAGGAAAUAGGGAGGCAGACCCGGCUACUCCUACCAUGCAGAUCGUAGAAUCGAGCAACGGGAGUUAUGAGGUAAUCUGGGAUGACGUACCGCCUGAGCACAAUGAAAGGAUGCGAAGACAUGACUCUUCAGUCAGCCAGGCGCUUGAAGCACUCAGCUAUACAGCUACCGACAGUCUCGAGCGUGUCAACACAAAGCUAAAUGAAUGGUCUGACACCUGGAAUGCGCCAUCCGACUGUUUCAAACCUACGAUUGUCGUUUUCCCUGACGAUGAUGGCCGCAGACCUCCGUAUGAGUGUGCGAUCGUUGAUGACGAAGAUAUUGAAAUAUUUGCGCCCCCAAACAGCGAAAGGGCGAGUGCUGUUCAUUCGCAGCAUCCCUCACGGCCUGUCAGUGCUCCGACGUCAAGAGCUGUUUCUCAAGACUGGUUCAUCAGUACUGCAGAUCCACAAGACACGCCGCUCGAUACUUCAUAUUUUGCAACGGAGCAAAUACUUGCCAUGCCAGACUCAGAUGCAUGGUCAGCGCAUCUUGUCGCUGCUCGUCGAAAGCUGGGGGCGUCCAGCCCAGAGCGAAAGCUGUCCAAUGUCGACGAAGCUGAGACGAAGUUUCGCAACCACCGUGACUCCGUUACCAUAGCUCAUUCGCGGCUGAUUCGUUCUGGAGGAGUAGGACCUGAGCUUUUUGCGCACAGUGACUCGGUGUCACUUGCGAAGAAGCGAAUACAUGCCAGGAACCUUACCAGCUCAGCUUCUUAA
Molecule: messenger RNA, 1629 nt
Organism: Ascochyta rabiei
Lineage: Eukaryota; Fungi; Ascomycota; Dothideomycetes; Pleosporales; Didymellaceae
Exons: 2
Coding region: 1-1629 (542 amino acids)
Source: RefSeq, a predicted model, not a curated record